Messenger RNA from Daphnia carinata, 2211 nucleotides. RefSeq names its product zinc transporter foi-like. The transcript has 7 exons. The coding region runs from base 233 to 2047 and encodes 604 amino acids. Gene Ontology annotation, biological process: intracellular zinc ion homeostasis; zinc ion import across plasma membrane. Gene Ontology annotation, molecular function: zinc ion transmembrane transporter activity. NCBI's taxonomy places the organism in Eukaryota, Metazoa, Arthropoda, Branchiopoda, Diplostraca, Daphniidae. The record is from RefSeq and is a predicted model, not a curated record. Gene Ontology annotation, cellular component: membrane.
UAAGAAGUGGCAAAACUUAGCAGAACACGUUCACCUCCCGAGGCAUUUUCAAUCAGUCCAUUCGUUGAACCUGGGUCUAGUUGUUCAUUACAUGUAACCAAGGUUAUGGUAGACAUACCCACAUUUCAUUUUGGCAUAUGAGCAGUAAUUUGCAUAUCUCGCUGCACAAUCGACUCCUGGCUCAUCAACAAUAUUCCGCUUGUUCGCAUACAUGGAAAACAAUCGUUAGGGAAUGUGCCGACAUACAGGGCUUCUCGUUUGCUUUGCAUGCUUAUUUCUGUCUGCACAUUCUUCGUCAAAUGUUGAGGAACGAAGUAAAAGAGAAGAGGCAUGCAGCACCAACAAGCUUUUUGAAUCUCAUAGCAGCAAUGGUUCUUUAUCAAUGGAAGGGCUUGAUAAAAUCUUAAAAUCAGUCAAAAUCCUUUGUUCAUCUCAUUGGAAAGAAAAAGAAUUAUCUCACAUCCAUGCUGUCCUAGAUGUUACAUCAGAAAAGGAUGAUACUGAAAAUUCAACCUCACAAACAAAAGGAACUACAAAAAAUGCCUGGCUAUAUGCUGGGGUGAGUGUCUUGUUCAUAUCUACUUGUGGUCUGGCAGCUGUGGCAAUCAUCAAAGUUCUCCCUCAGUGGCUGUUCCAGCCUGCUAUCCAAUAUCUAGUCGCUUUGGCAGUUGGCUCAUUAACUGGUGAUGCCAUUCUUCAUCUGAUCCCUCAUGCAUUUACAGCUCACGAAGUUCACCGACACGCUGAAUCUUAUAUUAAUGCAACUUCCCAUGUCCAUGCUGACCAUUCCGAGUCGCACCAGGAACCCCAUGUUGAACAUGGACAUGAUUCGUUGGUUAUUUGGAGAGGAGUUGUUGUCCUUGCGGUGUUGGUUGUCUUUUUUAUCGUUGAGCGUUUAUUAAAUAUUUUUGGCGAAUGGCGACAACGGCUUCAAUCGACCAAACAGGUCGAUAAAGUAGUGCAUUUGCUGUCUGGAUCGAGUAAGAUGGUGGGUGAAAAACUAUGUCGGCACCAUCGGCACAGUCAUCAAGGUCAUAAGAAUCAUCAACAUCAAGAUAGUGCAACGGGCACAAGGGAAGGGGAUCAACAUUUAUUGGAGCCUAGAGCUAGCGAUACAACUCAUGGGGAGCCUGACGCAGACCUCCUAGUCAGCUGCGUCAAGGAAGUCACAUUUCUAAAUAACGGAGAAGAAGAUUGUACCGACAAAGUGGCAGCAGAAGAUUGUUCUCAACAGAAAGACAAGCAAAAUGGCUGCUCCGAAUGGCAAGGCCUUGUGGUUGGUAAACCACUCAUUUAUUGUGCAUCUCAUGAAAUUUGCGAUGGCAGCAAUGCCACCACGUCAGCACCUGAAAAUCAACGAUUGCCGGAAUCCUUUCAAUCCGAGCAUUUAGUAAGCGUCAAGCCUAAAGGAUCUAACGGUUCGCUAGCAGGCCCGGUGGAGGAAAUGUCUAGCAACCGUCAGUCAGAUUCGCUAACUGUUUUCAUUUCUGAACACCAUACAUCACACCAUGGCCAUUCCCACUCUCAUGGGCACAUUCACGCCCGUCCACACGGCGUUGCCUCGCUUGCGUGGCUUGUCCUCGCGGGAGAUGGAAUGCAUAAUUUAUCGGACGGCUUAGCUAUAGGAGCUGCGUUUGCUGCCAGCAUAACUGGUGGUUUUACUACAGCGAUUGCAGUACUGUGUCACGAACUUCCUCAUGAGCUUGGGGAUUUUGCUGUACUCCUGAAAGCUGGAAUGACCAUUAAGCAAGCUAUGAUUUGCAACCUGAUCUCGUCAUUCCUCUGCCUGUUGGGGGUGCUCGUAGGACUAGCUAUCGGAUCUGCGCACAACACCGCUCCUUGGAUAUUUGCCGCUACAGGGGGGAUGUUUCUGUACAUUGCCCUCGUCGAUAUGAUGCCAGAGUUAAAUGGACAUUCUGGGAAACACCGUUCGGCCUUUUUGCAGUUAUUGCUUCAACUAUUCGGUCUAUUAAGUGGAUUUGCCAUUAUGCUUACUAUCGCCCUAUAUGAACAUGAUCUCAGUGAGAUGUUACAAUCGUUUCUUUGAGUGCGCGUGAAACAAGGGUAAGGAACUAAAACCACUUUGCUUGUAACAUAUGCUUUUCCACAUGCCAUAUUUUUUGGUAGCGGACGAAUAGAAAAAAGAGGCUGUACUCAAUUAAUUAUGUUCAUUGUGACGUGUUCUAAUAUGCACAUUAUUUGACAAGGAAA